AGGGAGUGAGAGAGGGAGACAGGGAGCACACGAGUGCGCUUGCCUGAGGCAGAGAACGGGAGCUCAGACAGAGAGGAGUGCGUCAUGAGAGUGGGGCAGCAUGUGUGCCUCUGUGUGAAUGGGAGAAGACCACACAUCUUUCGUUUGACUUUGAUGAGGAUAUAAGGACACCAUCCAGAAGAUUUCCUCUUUAGUUUCUCCCCCCUUCCCCUUCCCCCUUUCCCCUCAUCUUCUGGCAGUUAUCCCCCCUCUCAGCUCCUGCUUCAGGCGGCUCUACCGGGCAUGCUACUUAAGCCAAAGUAUGGCCGCUUUCGCAACGAGUCUGUGACCUCUUCCGACGACCUGAUGCAGAGCUUAGCGAUGAGCGGCAAAGUUGUGGCCACGCCGAUGGCCCCUUCAUCUACUCCAAGUCUUCCUUUGCCUCCGUUGCCUCCUCUGGAUCCAAGUUCCAGGUCCUCCUCCUCUACAGUUGGGGCUACAGCCCUGGCUGACUCCCCUUGCAUGGAAGGGGAACAAGAUGCCACCACGACCUUCUGCAUGCUCAUCCCUAAGAUGCCCCAGUGGAAGUUCUCAAACUCCCUGCUCAGCCGGAGUCCGUCCAACUCCAGCUCCAGCUCCAAGGACUCUGGAAAGGCAGCAGCAGCUGCUUCCCAGGCAUCCCCUUCACCAACAUCAUCAUCAUCACACAGGCCCAAUGGUGCAGCCUCAGCUAGUGGUCCCGUGGCAAGUCUGGCCGCAGUUCUUAACUCCUGUGACCCUGUGUGUGUCACCCCAUGUUCCCUACAGGCCAUCCGAGGACAGAGGGUGGUAUCAGUGGUGGGUUCUGCCAGUCCAGGGGGGCAAGGAUUUGGGCCCACAGAGGUCAUUGCAAGCCCGGGAGGUUUCAGCAGCUCCAGGUCAGGAAUGAGCCGCAGGACACGGGUGGAAGGAAUGUGGCUCGGAGGAGAGGACAAUCAGAAAGGCAGCUUCAUCCACAAACCCUCUCAGGGCUGGCUGCACCUUGACAAGAAGAUCGCAGGACCGGGAGCCUCUUAUAUAGUCAGGUAUAUGGGCUGCAUUGAAGUGCUGAAGUCAAUGCGAUCACUGGAUUUCAACACACGUACACAGGUGACGAGAGAAGCCAUCAACAGGCUGUGUGAAGCUGUGCCAGGCGGAAAGGGGGCUUGGAGAAAAAAGGCUCUGAACAAAGCGCUCCAGUCCAUUAUGGGGAAGAGUAACCUACGCUUCGCUGGAAUGAGUAUUGCAGUCAAUAUUUCCAUAGACGGCCUUGGUCUGCUCAUUCCUACGACACGACAGGUGAUUGCACACCAUCCUAUGCAGUCCAUCUCAUUUGCCUCUGGUGGAGACACAGACACGCCUGAUUAUGUCGCGUAUGUGGCCAAAGAUCCAGUGAAUCAGAGAGCAUGUCAUAUUCUGGAGUGCUCAGACGGCUUAGCCCAGAGUGUCAUCAGUACCAUCGGCCAAGCCUUCGAGCUGCAGUUCAAACAGUACUUACACAGCCCUCCCAAAACCUUGACCUCUACGGAAAGAAGUGUCAGGACGGAGGAGCCGCUGUGGGGUGAGGAGGAGGAUUUCUCUGAGCAUGAUUACUACAACAGCAUACCAGGGAAGGAACCUCCUGUCGGUGGGGUUGUGGACUCCCGGCUCAGGCCCGGUGCCGCCCUCCUGGGCCAUAGCCACACCCAGACGCAGAGCAAAACAGCGUCACAGACGGGCUCACCAGCUCGAAGGGAGCAGACGUCUUAUCAUCCUGGUCAACUGUGCUAUGAGCUUCACUGGGACACUGAGGUCAACAACUGCUCAGGUAUGACGUCAGACGGCUACCUGUGUGCUGACGGACAGGUUCAGAGCAGCAGAGACUACGAGGAGCAUCAGUACGUCAACACUCAGAGUCUGGACAAUCUGGAUUCACUGGUGCUGGGGACUGAUGGACACAGAGGGGCCCGGGCCCCUGACAGUCCCAAGAAAGACCUCUUUGACAUGAGGCCCUUUGAGGAUGCUCUGAAACUCCACGAGGCCAGUGGAGGAGCUGUUGGGUCCAGCCCAUCUGCUGCAGCUGGAGGUUGUGGUGCUCAGGCCAGAGGGGGAGGAGUCCGAGUCGUGGAGGACCAGUGGCCCAGCCCCCCACGCCGUAGAGCCCCUGUAGCUCCUAAUGAGGAGCAGCUCCGUCGGGAGACCUGGUACCACAGCCGCAUGAGCCGACGUGACGCAGAGAAACUGCUGGUUAGAGAUGGAGAUUUCCUGGUCCGGGAGAGCACGACCAACCCUGGACAGUAUGUACUAACUGGCAUGCACUGCGGCCUUCCCAAGCACCUGCUGCUCGUGGACCCUGAAGGCGUGGUUCGAACCAAAGACAUGUUAUUUGAGAGCAUAAGCCAUCUGAUCUCAUACCAUCUGAAGAACGAGCUGCCUAUUGUCGCAGCAGAGAGCGAACUUCACCUUAAGCAGGUUGUCAGGAGGAAACAGUGAGCCGCUGAGGUCUGUGGGGAACGAGCUGGAUUCCUGAGGUGAAUUCUCCUGUCUCCACGCAAAUCACAGAAAGUAAAACUUUAAAACAUAUAUAAGAUGUUUAUCUGGGACAAAGAAUCCUACUGACACCUUCUUUCCAUGGCUCUGUCUCACAAGGAGAGUGUGGUGUCAGACAGUUUGGACCUUCUCUGCCUCUUCUGCCUACCAGAUAAUCUCAUCCUCAUUUGUUAAAACUCCUCAGCAUGCAGCUGUUAAGCUAUAAAACCCACCAGACUCUAUAGAUUGACUGAUGUCAGAAAUUCAAGACACGACUGUUUGGAAAACAUUUAAUGCACAAAAACAUCCUCCAAUGCCUGUAACAGGGAUGUGCUUCCAAACUACCACCACUCACCUGAGCAGUGACCCCCGGACCUGUGACGAUCAAUGAACAAAUGAUGGACAACACCAGAACAAAAUGCUAUCUGGUGAAGAUAAAAGCAGGAACUCUGAUUAUGAAUGGGGGAACUGUCCAUAGAGACAUGAGCAGAAACAUCAAACUCACUGGGAUUUGAGACUGUUGCCACCUGUUCACAGGUCUGCAAUACCCGACUGAGAUGGCACAACGGCUACACACUGAACAGAUUCCCCUUUGAUUUGAUUUGAAAUCAUGCUUCAUGGGGUUUUUAUGCACAUAACUUGUGGAGUUUCACUUUCUUUUCUUGGCAAUACCUUAAAGUAGAAAGACCAGUGUUCACCUUUACCAAAAAUAUCAGUAGUUUGUGUUGUGUUUCAUUAAAGCGGAACUCUGGGAUUUUUCAA
Thalassophryne amazonica is the source of this 3267-nucleotide messenger RNA. It is a transcript of the gene shc2, whose product is annotated as SHC (Src homology 2 domain containing) transforming protein 2. Gene Ontology annotation, biological process: intracellular signal transduction; cell surface receptor protein tyrosine kinase signaling pathway. Bases 283 to 2469 code for a protein of 728 amino acids. Gene Ontology annotation, molecular function: receptor tyrosine kinase binding. The transcript is spliced from 13 exons. NCBI's taxonomy places the organism in Eukaryota, Metazoa, Chordata, Actinopteri, Batrachoidiformes, Batrachoididae. Gene Ontology annotation, cellular component: plasma membrane. The record is from RefSeq and is a predicted model, not a curated record.